CUAUCACACUUCCUCUCUCUAGUUUUCUAUAAUUCUCUCGAUCACAUUUAAAUGUUCAUAUAAACAAUAAAAUUCAUGGUACAUAAAACGCAGUUGUGAAAUCGGAGCAAAUUGGAGUGAGCAUUGAACAAUCGAAGCCGUGUUAAUAUAAAACGUGUAAAGUGUUCGGUGAAUAGUAACGUGUAAAGUGUUCAGUGAAAGAAGUGGAAAAAGUGAAAAUUAAUAUUGACGAUGUCGAGAACGAAGGUUAUGUUCACUUCGGAGAAUAGUUAAUUUGUAUAAAGAUAUACAAAUUUUCAAUUCUCUGCCAGUAAACACAUUUGAUCUUAGCUUUGUUGCAGGUGCAGCUUCUUAGAAGAUACAGAAAAAUCAAGGAAAAAGGAUGUCGACCCAUAAAUCAAAUUUAUGGUGUGUAAUGAAGGAGUGCAAUUACAAUGUUACAGAGAAAAGACACUUUUUUAUGUUUCCAAAGGAAUGUGAAAGAUGAUUGCAGUGGAUACACGCAUCUGGAAGAUUUGAUUUACAAAUGAUGGGCCCAGAAUACGCUCAUCGCAACUAUCGACUGUGCCACUUGCAUUUUGAAGAAAAGUGGUACAAAAUAGGCAAAUGUAGAGCCAGUCUUCUUCCUAAUGCUGUUCCAACAAUAUUUUUUGGAAGAAACAAUACACCUGUAACAUCAUUUCAAGAAGAAAAUAUAACUGAAAAAGAUCAGGACAAGAUUCAACAAGAAGAAACGAGCAGCGACAUCCAAUCAUUAAAACCUAUGCCUAUAGGUACAGAUGCUCAUAUACAGACCUACUUGCCUAUGGAUAAAGAUGUUGAAAUGACUAAACCGAGCACAUCGAAGACCACAUAUAUACCAACCAUAAGCAGGAACUCCGAAAAAGAAAAACUUACAAAAACGGAAUUUAAAAUUAACAGCAGAAAAUAAAAAACUACGCGAAAGAAUUAGAAGACUCCAAAAGAAAAUACAAAGGAUGGAAAAUACAAGAAAAAGUAAGGAAGACCCUAAGAAAUACGAAACUCUUCGUCAACUAGGUUGUCAAUUACUACCCGUGGAUGUUUCACAAUUAUUAUCCGCACAGAUUGACGCCC
Messenger RNA from Trachymyrmex cornetzi, 1095 nucleotides. RefSeq lists its product as uncharacterized. The transcript is spliced from 5 exons. The coding region runs from base 527 to 931 and encodes 134 amino acids. The record is from RefSeq and is a predicted model, not a curated record. NCBI's taxonomy places the organism in Eukaryota, Metazoa, Arthropoda, Insecta, Hymenoptera, Formicidae.